AGCGCCAGUCAUUCCCUUCCGUGUCUGGAACCCGGCCGCCGCAAGGUGUUUGGUUAGGUUUGUCCUGUGCGAGGCCCCGUCCUCAAGACCGAGACGCGUCAGGGUCAGAAAGACGAGAGAGUCCAGGACGCAGAACGGAGCCGAGCCGGCAGCGGCGGGGCAGCCGGAGGGGGGCGAUGGCGGCGACCGCGGGGGCCUAUGAGAAGCUGAAGCUGCACAUAACACCAGAGAAGUUUUACGUGGAAGCUUGUGAUGAUGGAGCAGAUGAUGUUCUUGCCAUUGACAGAGUCUCCACAGAGGUCACUCUUACAGUUAAGAAAGAUGUUCCCCCUUCAGCUGUUACAAGGCCUAUAUAUGGUAUUUUGGGAACAAUCCGUCUGGUGGCAGGCAACUAUCUCAUUGUAAUAACAAAAAAGAAAAAAGUAGGUGAAUGUUUCAAUCAUGCAGUCUGGAAAGCAACUGAUUUUGACAUCCUCUCCUACAAAAAGACCAUGCUGCACUUAACUGAUAUUCAGUUGCAGGACAAUAAAGCCUUUUUAGCAAUGCUUAGUCACGUCUUGAAUGUGGAUGGAUUUUACUUCUCUACAACAUAUGACCUAACGCACACUUUGCAAAGGUUAGCCAACACCAGUCCAGAAUUCCAAGAAAUGAGCCUACUAGAGAGGGCAGAUCCACGGUUUGUGUGGAAUGGGCAUCUUCUUCGAGAAUUUGCUGCUCAGCCAGAGAUCCAUAGGUUUGCUCUUCCAGUGAUGCAUGGAUUUAUAGCUAUGCACUCUUGUUCCAUAAAUGGAAAGUAUUUUGACUGGCUGCUUAUCUCUAGAAGAAGCUGUUUCAGAGCUGGUGUACGUUAUUAUGUGAGAGGUAUUGAUUCAGAAGGACAUGCAGCUAAUUUUGUUGAAACAGAACAAAUUGUACAUUACAAUGGGAGCAAAGCUUCGUUUGUCCAGACGCGUGGAUCAAUUCCUUUUUUCUGGUCACAGAGACCAAACCUCAAGUAUAAGCCAAAACCACAGAUCAGCAAAGUAGUAAAUCAUAUGGAUGGCUUCCAAAGACAUUUUGACUCUCAGAUAAUUAGCUAUGGAAAACAAAUGAUUGUUAAUUUGGUUAACCAGAAGGGCUCAGAGAAGCCUCUUGAACAAACAUUUGCAAAAAUGGUAAACAGCUUGGGAAAUGGCAUGGUCAGAUAUAUAGCAUUUGACUUCCAUAAAGAAUGCAGUCGAAUGAGGUGGGACCGACUCCAGCUCCUGAUGGAUCAACUCGCAGAACAACAAGAUGAGUUUAGUUAUUUUCUAGUUGAUUCUGAUGGUAAAGUGGUGACUCAGCAGGAAGGAAUAUUCCGCAGUAAUUGCAUGGACUGCCUGGACCGGACUAAUGUGAUUCAGAGCCUAUUAGCACGUCGUUCUCUGCAAGCACAGCUGCAGAGGUUAGGUGUUCUGCAUGUUGGACAGAGAAUUGAAGAACAAGCACAAUUUGAAAAAAUCUACAAAAAUGCAUGGGCUGAUAAUGCGAAUGCUUGUGCCAAACAAUAUGCUGGAACUGGUGCCUUAAAGACAGACUACACAAGAACUGGGAAGAGAACUCAGUGGGGCCUAAUAAUGGAUGGCUGGAACUCAUUAAUACGUUACUACAAGAACAACUUUUCUGAUGGAUUUAGACAAGAUGCUAUCGAUCUGUUUCUUGGAAAUUAUUCAGUGGAUGAAGUAGAGUCUGUCAGCCCUCUACAUAUACAGAAGGACUGGAAGUUCUUGGCUUUGCCUAUUAUUAUGGUCGUUGCUUUCUCAAUGUGCAUUAUCUGUUUGCUUAUGGCUGGUGAUACAUGGACUGAGACACUGGCUUACGUGCUCUUCUGGGGAACUGCAAGCUUUGGAACUUUAGCUAUCAUCUUUUACAAUGGCAGGGAUUUUGUAGAUGCACCAAAACUGGUCCAGAAAGAGAAGAUGGACUGAAUUUGUGUGUGUGGAAAGCGGCUUAGCAUGGAGGACUCCUCAAGCCAUACUUGGAGUCUCUACUGACCUGCUUUCCACACCAACUAGUGGUCUUUCUAGCUUUCAUCUUUACGGAGAGAAAAAGUAAAUCGUGUCCUUCACUUGGUGGUGGGAAUUUACAGUUGAGAUCUGGUUUUACAGUCUUAGUCACAAUGAUCUUUGGAAUAUUGCAUUAAUUGAGGAGGUUGCACUCAUAACAAGAUAAUUUACAGGUGAAAGCCAAAAUAUCCAUGUUGUCUGUGGAAUAUUAUAGGAUUCGAACUGGCCUACUAAGUUGACAGUCCAGCAGGUCAGUUUCAUUCAAACAUGAUCUCAUAAUCUUAACAGAGAUCUCUGGUUCUGUUCAUGUGUCACCAUAUCCAGCUGUGGCAGAAUUAGUAAUAUAGAGUCACAUCGUGUUCUUUAAGCUAAUAUAGCAUCCUACUAAUAAGAUUUCUUUCUAGACUUUCAGCUGGGUUUCAUUUGUCGUCAUAAAAGCAGUCACUGUUAGCACAAGUCCUUUGCAUAUUUUCAUUAGGGUAGAGAAUCAUACCUUACUGUUUCUAUCAAAAUGCAAGUCUUCUGUUCUGCCUCAUCUAGGACUGAUGCAAUAUUCUAUUAAAUCAUUGGGAGGAUGAGUUAUUGGUGGACAUUUCUGAAGUUGCAAAUGUCUUGCACUACCGAACUACUGCAGUCUUCAGAUGACUUUUUUUAAUACAGCUAGACAGCAAUUUAAGUGUGAUUCAGAAGUUCAAAUUAGGUUGUCUUUUUUAAGAUGUAAAUGAAAUCAAAGAAUGUAAAACUUCUUUACUGUGUUUAUUGACCCUCAUGCUAAAGGUCCAAAGUAUUCCAUAGUUAAAGAACAGUCACAAUGUAGAAGGUACACCACAUUGUUUUGCCAGUCUUCUGCUUCUGUACCUUUUGGUUAUGUAGGAUAACCUGUGGAAGAAAGAAUACAAAUCUUUGAGGUGACAGUCUUCUGCUAAAUUCCAUGUUUGCACUUAGGGGAAGCAGCAGCAGCAGCUUGCUUUUCAUGCAUGAUAAAACUCUAAAAACUAAGCUAUGAAAAUAAUUUGUUCUGAUUAUCAAUAAAUGUGUGUCUUUAAAUUUAGUGCUUCCAAUCUACAUAAAAUAGCUGAUCUGAAUCAAGGACCAAUUUUAAACUAUUUUGUCACUUGUUUUAUGAUUUAAGUUCAAAACCAGACUGAAAUUUGCUUACAGCACUGUGCAUUGUUUAAUAUUCCCUGUAAGUACAGUUAUAUAUCCAGAUUGCAAUUAUGAAGAUUAAAUAUUAGAAAAAAAAGUAGAAUACUAGGGUUAGCACGGUUGUCAUUAAUGCCCUAGAACACAAAACACUGCAUCAUCAGUGUUUCAUUGUGUUAUGAUUGAAAAUACAUACAGUUUUUUUUUUUUUCCAAUAACUGUUCAUUUUAACCUUGAAUGUUUCUGAAGGCCUAUUUGGGUUUUGUUAAACAUUACUUGUUCAUAAGCACUAGUAAUAAAAAUGCAGAGUACCUGUUUGCUUUUAGAUGCUACAAUGGAAAUACCAGUUGACAGUUUUACUGAGAAAUUCUCUGUAACUUAAUCUCAGACAUCAACUCCAUAAUGGGGAAGAAAGUAUAAGAACUCUAUAGUUAAAUAUUUAAAUAAUGGUUUGUAUGCCUCAUUGGCAGGUGAUUUGAAACUUAGCUCAACUGUCUUACAGUGUGUAUCUAAAUCUUUCCGUGCAUCUCCCGUUAAGAGUUUGUUGCAACAAAGACCAAACCUGGACUGCUACUAUAACCACAUUGCAAGAACUAGAGUAAUGUAGGUUUUUAGACUUGGAAGGGCAUCUGUAUUCCAAUGCUUUGCAAGGAGAUUGUAUUUCUAAGUUCACAUAUAGUGUACUCAUAAAUGACAAUAAAACUUUAAUCUUUCUUUUCUA
Trachemys scripta elegans is the source of this 3888-nucleotide messenger RNA. RefSeq names its product SAC1 like phosphatidylinositide phosphatase (gene SACM1L). Gene Ontology annotation, cellular component: endoplasmic reticulum. The record is from RefSeq and is a predicted model, not a curated record. Gene Ontology annotation, molecular function: phosphatidylinositol-4-phosphate phosphatase activity. The transcript is spliced from 20 exons. Bases 177 to 1946 code for a protein of 589 amino acids. Lineage: Eukaryota; Metazoa; Chordata; Testudines; Emydidae. Gene Ontology annotation, biological process: phosphatidylinositol dephosphorylation.